AUGGCCAAGAGAGUUCGAGAGCUGGAGGAGGAGGAGACGAAUUCAGCUGUAGAGCAAGAGGCUAGGGGGGUACAAACAAAAGUCAACAAAGCAGAUCAAGCCAUCACUGCUGCAGUGCAAGAGAUCAAGGGAGUUGUGGAAAAGAUCAAUGGAGUAGUGGACGAGAUCAAGGGAGUAGUGGACGAGAUCAAGGGAGUAGUGGAAAAGAUUAAUGGAUUAGAGGACGAGAUCAAGGGAGUAGAGGCAAAGAUUGAUGGAGUAGACCAAACCAUGGCUGAUGUAGAGCAAGAGAUCAGCCAGGCACAAGACCCCAAUAUGAAGCCUGUCUUGAUCAUGAAACAAACGAAGCUUGAAGGUGAAAAGCAACAGCUUGCGGCCAGAGAGAAACGGCUUCGAGGUGACAAGAAACAGCUUGGAGUUAGAGAGAGACAGCUUCGAGAUAAAAAGGCGAAGCUUCGAGAGGAAAUGAAGGAAAAGAAGCAGGCAGCUUUUACCUGGACAGAGUCAGAAGCUCGGCUUGACGGUAUGGGGUUUUGCAAGGAGGAGAAAUACUUCCGUCUAGAUUGCUCUUACUUAAGGGGCACAAAUGUAAACAGCGGAGAGCAGCUUCUUCUCUACUGCCGAAAAGCCUUCCUGGAGCAGUUCCGUUUCCUGCGAGAGCAAGUGCUAGAGCAUGGUGCUCUUGGAUGGAUACAAGGCUCUCCAGGAACAGGGAAGACAACAACAACUCUUUCGUUUUGUAUGACGCUGGAUAGGAAUGAGUGGAGCUUCAAAUGCAUCAGGCUGAAGGCCAGAAGCAACACCUGUGUCGUGGAGGUGACAGGCAACAAGAGAAGAACAUGCUCUGUCGCAAAGGAGUCUGAGGGGGAACAGAUGAAACUGUUGCUUGAAGGGUUGUUAGACGGCAAAAAGAGCCUCCUGGUGCUCGAUGGCUACUUGACACACCAAGAAUCUCACACGAGAGCUUUGGUAGCAUGUAUAGGAUGGCGGGAUGCUGACAGGCAAAAUCGACGUCUUGUGGUGGUGACGUCAAUGGCUUCUCGAGGAAAGACCUACGAUGAAGAGGAUCGAGAGUUGGGGCUGAAGGAGCACAUAGUUCCAUCAUGGAGGAUCGAUGAAUAUCUAGAGGCAGUGCAGUUUGACGAGUUUUACAACAAGGUGGCUCCCACCUUGGAAAUGAAUGUGACAGGAGAGGUUUUGGGUUUCAAGAUGACUACACGGCCGAGAUCGAAAGAAGAGCGAGUGAGGCAUAAGCACUACCUCGCAGGUGGGUCAUGUCGGUACAUGUUCGACAUGACUGCGGCGGAGGUCCUGCGGUCCUUGGAUCUUGCGCUUUUAUGUGCUCCAAACUUACAAGAUCUUUUUCGGGGCCAUGUAGGCGCUUCCUCGGGGGAUCUGACGAACAGGCUGACUGCUACUUUGGUAACUCAGGAGAAGGUGGUCAGGUUUCCUGUGAGCAAGUACGUAGCCAGCAAUCUUGCGGCGUCCGCGGGUGCGGUUGACAUACUGAGAAGAAUGUUGACGGCCUUUAGAGGCCCGCGAGCCAUGCAUGGUGAGCCUGAAGUUUUGAAAGCAUGCAAUCUCGUUGUAAUCUUGAAUCCGUCACAAGACACGGACUCUCUUCCCCACACGAGGGUGUGUCUCAAGCCAAUCAGUGAAUUUCAAGGUGGCUGGGACGCAAUCAUUGUAGAUAAGGAUGACAAGGUCGUGCAGUUUUUUCAGCUGACGGUGGCAAAGGAUCACUCUCUCAAGCUCUCGUAUUUCUUGACAGCUCUUGAGGCUCUGGGGAUUCCUCCAGGUGGGACGUGGACGAUAAGGAUCGUUUUUGUCGUUCCGCCGGAGGAUGGAAUGUUGUUCCGAAUAGCCUCUGUCAAGGAUGACGGGGCGCUAGAGCAGUACAUGUGGAAGAAAGGGGAGGAGCGGUCAAUGGUCCAGGUGGCGAGUAUUGAUUUCAAUCGAGGAUACGUUAGUUAG
Messenger RNA from Guillardia theta CCMP2712, 1974 nucleotides. RefSeq lists its product as hypothetical. The coding region runs from base 1 to 1974 and encodes 657 amino acids. The transcript is spliced from 2 exons. Lineage: Eukaryota; Cryptophyceae; Pyrenomonadales; Geminigeraceae. The record is from RefSeq and is a predicted model, not a curated record.